Messenger RNA from Wyeomyia smithii (pitcher-plant mosquito), 1926 nucleotides. RefSeq lists its product as uncharacterized. The transcript has 4 exons. The record is from RefSeq and is a predicted model, not a curated record. The coding region runs from base 748 to 1806 and encodes 352 amino acids. Lineage: Eukaryota; Metazoa; Arthropoda; Insecta; Diptera; Culicidae.
UUACUGUGCAGCAGUAAACAGUUGGCCCCCGUCUACGAGCUGCUGCGAAGUUCGUCUAGUGAUUGUAUUCAAAUAAUGAGUAAAUAAAUCAAAACGCGCUAAGUGAACCUUGUCCAGACCGACCCAGUCAUUCAGUAUUCCACGCGUGCAUGUAGUGAACGGUUGAAGUGAGCCCCCGGGGAAAAAACACGUUCCAGCUGCAUCUUCAGCGAAAAGGAGCCAUCAAGCAAGCAUAAACCACAGGUCAGCUGGGGUGAUUAGUCAACUGGUCUACUCAGCUUCACCAGUGACUUCAAUAACUUAGCGGUUCGUGUGUCAAAAUUAGCACAUUCGCACCUUUGAAUAUACAGUACUACCACAGCUACUGCUAUUGCGUGUGAAAGUGUGCAGAACAACGCGUCUGAGAACUUUUAGCCCCGCCAACCAAUUGCUGCUGUGUAACAAUCCGAGAGUGAGACUGUCAAAGUCCCACGAUAAUUCAAUUGUGAUAAAACUAGCUAAUGUGGUAUAGUGGCUAUUGAACAAAUCUCGCAAAGUUUGUCUUAGAACCGGUUGGGUUUAGUUACUAAACAGUUCUGAUUGAAUAGCAAGCCGUGCGUGUGUGAAUUGAUCUGACACUGACGUCUAAUAAGCGCGUCGUUUGAACGCCUCUCGCCAACGGUCACCGGCUUGUGUGCUUGCUUGUGCUUGCGAUUGUUGAAAAACGAAACAGCGCACAGAAACAGGAAUAGCCAGUCUCUCCCAGCCAUGAAGAUCAAGAUGGCGAAACUCGUCCUACUGAUGUCAACGUUCUGCGCGGUCCCAACGCUCGGUGGUCUGCUGAGGACACCGAAAGUUUACAACGCGGUGAUAACGACCGACGAGAAUUUAACCCCGAGCCGCGCCUAUCCUGUGGUUCAACCGGUGGUACAUGAGGCAGGGCUAAGCUAUCCGUUCGGCGCAUUCGGACCAUUCGGACUGUACAAUGCUUUUAACGCAUACCCCGGCUUCUAUCAGCAACAACCGACAGCAGCUGGUCCUAGUGCUGCUCAGAUACAAGGUAGAAACUCGUUCUUCGUCGGCCGUGAACCAGAGCCACAACUUCAAGAUACCCCAAUUGAGACUCUUCCAGAAGCUAAGCCGUAUCCGGAGCGAAAUUUACCACUACGAGAACCGCCAGUGCCGGAAAUAAUCCCCGAACCGAACAAUAGUAUUGCUCCCAAAGCUCCGGAAGGUCCCCAACCAAACUUCGAGGGACGUCCAGUGGAAACCAAAAAUCCACUUCAAUUAAACGAGUUUGGUUAUCCACCCAGUCUAAUACCCGUGGCUACGUACAAUAGCAACGGACAACUACAGAGCAGUCCCGUAUUCCCUUACAACUUCCCGGUUCUAUAUGAUUCAUUCGGCAAUUACAAUCCGACCCAGUAUCAAUCGGUGCUUCCACCAUUCGGUUAUUUCCCGCAACUAAACCAACCGAAUCCAUACUUCAAUCAGAAUUUGGCACCAAAUGCCCCCAUCAACAAUGCAGUGGAUCCUCAGCAGUUCAACCGCGAUGGUCGCGAACAAGUUCUGCAAGACGCCAACAAAGAGAGCCUGCAGAAUGGCCCGAUCGGUACUCCCGUUCCUCCACCAGUACCCGUGCCUGUCGUUCCCGUCUCAGCACCGGAGGAGGUCGCAAAUCCCGAGGAAAACAAACCGGAACCUCCGCCUCCGGCUCCAGAGGCAUUUGACGAAAGUAUCAAGAAUAAUGCCAACAAAAACAAAGACAUUCCCGAUGUGCCGCCACCACCGAUCCCUUCCGGUGCGAAAGAAGUUGAGCAGCCGUAACGGGGGCAUCCUUUCGGGCGGCAAGCAGGGAUUCGUCCGUACACACGCGUUUUACAUUUGUAGGAUACUCAUCAAUGUCCAUCAAUCGUUUUUAAAUAAAGUUGUUAUUGUAAGAAAAAA